AUGAAUGCUCGAUCCCAAACUUUCGAAUUCUCAGUCGAAGGUCGACAAAUCGAUGAAGUCGUAUCCUGUAUGUUUCAUACCAUACUGUUUCAUCGUUGUGUUGGAAAGUAUCAUACCAAAGGAGAAGAUAGUUAUUCAGUUGGAACACUAGGUUACACAGAUGUUGAUUGUGAUUACAUCGAUUUCACUUAUCUUCAAGUAACUAGUCAAGAACUUCAACGCGCAGUGGCGGAGAAAAUCAACCAAUUUCACGAUAAACUUCGUUCAUCGGAAGCGAAUCGUAGUGGUCAAAUUACAUUGGAAUUUUAUCAGAAGAAAAAAUCUCGUUGGAUGUUUAAACCUGAAGAAAUUCCGUGGGAAAUUUGGACGAUAAAAAUUGACCAAAUGCAGCUAUCUAGCGAGAAUGAACGACAAUUUGUGCGUGAAAAACUUUCGGAUACACUGACAGAACGUAUUUUUCAAAUAACUGAAAUAAUUAACAAACCAGAUUACGUUCCAAAACCACCACAUCUUUCUGAGUUAGACUUAGUCUUCGACACGUCUUACACCGACAUUCAACCCUAUUUAUUCAAAAUUCACUUUAGUGAUACACCAACCAUUGUUAAUCACGUCAAAACGAUGAUUAAAGAAGCUUUUAACACAUCGCUUUAA
Messenger RNA from Adineta ricciae, 651 nucleotides. The record is from the annotation of a GenBank genome assembly. Lineage: Eukaryota; Metazoa; Rotifera; Eurotatoria; Adinetida; Adinetidae.